Striga asiatica is the source of this 624-nucleotide messenger RNA. The record is from the annotation of a GenBank genome assembly. Lineage: Eukaryota; Viridiplantae; Streptophyta; Magnoliopsida; Lamiales; Orobanchaceae.
AUGCAUCUCCAAACAAAAGNCCUACACCAAAGACGACUCGUUAUCCUGUUCGACUUCCGAGGCCAGCUCGUCAUCCUCCGCCUCGAAACAAUCAAUCCCGCAAGCCGAGUGAGCUUCCCCAAACGCCUUAAUAUGGUCCUUGAGCGACCUCUUCCGCACGUGCAAUACCAAAGCUUCCCACAGUUCUUCUCGUGGGUCCGCCAAUCCCCCCUCACCGCAAAGGCUUUCCCGCACUUACGGCACAUAAACGGCUUUAUUCCGUGCUUGCGGUUCGGAAGUCCUUCAAAGGCUUGGCUCGUGGGUGGUCGAUGUUGUUUCGGCAACCGGCCGCACAACAAUAGCACGGCAGCCGAAGCAUGGCUGUCGGCUGCGUGCCCCUCAAAGACUCGGGGCCUUUACGCAAAGCGGGCACGAAAACUGGGUCGGGCCGAUCAGAAUCUGGGUCGGAGUCGGAAUCCAAUACUGUCCUCUGUUAAUUGGGCUCGCGGGGUAAUUAUUAUUACACCCAUAACCGCUGUUGGCAACGGUAACUUCUUCUUUAUUACUGAUGCAAUUUACCGUGGUACUGUCCCUCGACACCGUAUCCGAAUCACAAAAACCGCCAGCUGGAGUCGAAAGCCCUAA